This is a messenger RNA of Anisakis simplex (herring worm), 882 nucleotides long. The record is from the annotation of a GenBank genome assembly. Lineage: Eukaryota; Metazoa; Nematoda; Chromadorea; Rhabditida; Anisakidae.
AAACAUCUUUAUUACGUGUUCAAUUACGCAUUCAAAACAAUACCCGAUUUGAUUGCGUAUCAUUCUCGAAAUAAUUUACCGUUGAGUGCCGAUCAAAUCUGCAUCAAAAACGGAGUCGAAAAAAGCGAAUGGCAGUUGUUCCAUGAACAGGUAGAGAAGACGCGAAAGUUGGGUGAGGGUGCGUUCGGUGAGGUUUGGGAAGGCACCUUGUCGUUGGGCGUGUUCCGUGGACGGAUUCCGGUCGCCAUCAAAACACUUCAUUCGAGUGCGAUAUCAACCGAUGAAAGAAUCAAAUUUCUUCGUGAAGCGAAUUUAAUGCUCAAAUUGAAUCAUCCCACAGAAACAGAUCGAGUUAAAUAUUGUUCAGAUAUCGCCAGUGGUCUUGCAUAUUUGGAAAUGAUGUGUGUCAUUCACAGGGAUGUUGCUGCUCGAAAUUGCUUACUCGGUGAAGAGGAAACAGUUAAGCUGAGUGAUUUCGGAUUAUCACUGCUGGGAAUCGAGUAUCGUGAGAAACACAUGAAAAAUGUACCGAUUAGAUGGCUGGCACCAGAAACAUUGAAAGGUGGUCGUUAUUCAACAAAAACGGAUGUUUGGAGUUUUGGUGUAACGAUGUGGGAGAUAUUUUCGGAUGGUGCACAUCCAUACGGUGAUAUUGAAGAUAAUCGAGAGAUCCGACACGGUGUUUUAGAGCAACGGUUGAAAUUGAACGAUCCAAUAGGGAUGCCAGCGGAGAUACUGGAAGUGAUGCAUGGUUGUUUGCUGUUUCAAGCUGAACUUCGUCCACCUUUUCAUGAACUCGCCAAGACGUUGGAGAUCCAAAAGGAUGCUCGAUUACGGAAAAACCGACUUUCUGCAAUUCUGCAUGGCAUUUUACAUAUUUGA